Molecule: messenger RNA, 5091 nt
Organism: Menidia menidia (Atlantic silverside)
Lineage: Eukaryota; Metazoa; Chordata; Actinopteri; Atheriniformes; Atherinopsidae
Source: the annotation of a GenBank genome assembly
AUGAUCACAUACGCGUACUGCCUCUCCACGGAGCCGGUGGGCAGUUGCUGGCACAAGCCUUGCUAUGAGGACCCCCCUGGUGAGAAGCAAACCCCCUGCUCCUUCAAGCCCAGCAGCAUCAUGGGGAAUAGCCUCAAGGCCCGAGCCAUCCCCAGCCCCAGGCCCGAGGGCUGCCUGCGCAAGCGCCUGCUCUCUGUGUCAAAGGUGCACCAGAAACAGGACUCACUCUGGACUCCCAAACCACUGCUAGGACCGGUCGCCGGAGGGCCGGCAGGAAAAACUCAAACGCACCAGGAUGGCAAAGCUGUGUCCAACCUGGAUGAGGAGAGCAAGUGGACAGUUCACUACACAGCUCCAUGGCACCAGCAGGAGAACGUCUUCCUACCAGGCAGCAGGCCACCCUGCGUAGAGGACCUCCACCGCCAGGCCAAAGUCAACCUCAAAACUGCCCUGCGAGAAUGUGACAAGUUGAGAAAGGAUGGUUUCAGAAGCUCCCAGUACUACUCACAGGGACCCACCUUCUCAGACCCCUUACAGUCCACCAGUAGUCUGCAAGAUGAUGAGGAUGAUGAACAUGACAAGAAGUCGACUGCUUCAUCAGGGGAGGACGACAAAUCUCAGCUCUCCAUGAGAUCCCACACUCCCCAGGGAUCGGGUGAUGUUGGGGAGAUGGCAGAAGUCGAUGGAGUUGUGGUUUGGAACAAGGCUGGACCCCUCCCCACCCCGGAGGAGAAGAUGAGACGGGCAGCUCAGGCCGUGCCAACAGAUAUCGUUGCCAUCAACGUCACAGGGGCAGUGUUUGACCGCCAGGCAAGCAUCCGGCGCUCCCUCAUUAACACUGACACCGUGUCCCGCCGGCCCAAGAAGGUCAAACGCAGAAAGACAAUAUCAGGGCUGCCUGACAACGUCAACCUGGAGCUAGCAAAAGGAAGAGGUGGAGAGCUUCGGCCACAUUCCAUGUUCAUCCCGGGACAGUACUCCACUUUGGGCCGAGUUGGGAGUGUCAACUCAACCCUUCGACGUUCAGACACCAGAGACUCCUGCAGCCAGACAGAGGAAGUGAAGAUUGUACCUCCGUCCAUGAGGAGAAUUCGAGCACAGAGAGGACAGGGGAUCGCUGCUCAGAUGGCUGGCAUAUCUGCUUCCUCCUCAACAGGAAGUAUCUCCAUCUCCAGCAGUGACAGCUCUGGCAUCUUGAUCCUGCCUCAUCAGUUUAACGGAGACCCUUCGCGCUUUCUCAGUCUGCCCCGACCGGGGGCCAGGGUGUCCCUCAGUGCGGAUCCCAUCUACAGCAGCACGCCCAUCAAGUCAGACGAGCAGUCUCAAAGGCAGAUCGGAAAGCUUCAGGUGGACGAUACGGCGGUACACAUGAGAAAUGCCCCAAGGACGAGCACCUUGCCCAGGCCCAAGUCUCAGGAGGUGAGGGGGACACAGUCCAGUGAGUGGGGUGGUGGUCCAGCCUGUGUGGUCUCCCCCCAUGCUGCUUAUUCCACCUCUAUGAUCCCCAAUGCCACCAUGUCUAGCUCCACUGAGGUCAUUAGUCUCAACAAGUUGGGCCAAGUACCCCCGUCGCCGGUCUCUGCUUAUGCCACAGCGCGACCACUCUGCAACUCUUCCUCCACCAUCACUGACCCCCUGACUCCCAGUCUAACAGCCUUUACCCACAGCUCCACCUGUCCUGCUUUGGCCAAGUCUGCUCCUACACUGCAGGAGGCUGGUCUGAUGGUCACAGGGCCUGCUAGCGAAUCGGGUCACUCAGACGGCAGCGUCCACAGCCAUAGCACUCUGGCUCCCACACCACCGUCCUGUCUACCGGAGGAGCAGUGGAUAUACGACACACCAGAAAAUGUGAUGGUUCAGCAUCGCACUCUCACCUCAAGCUCCUCCACUCCCAUCAACCAGCUCUACAGCAGCCUGGACCUCUCCUCCAGAACCACAACGGACUCAAGCUCCCUCUACUCCCAGGACAACGAUGGAUACUACACCUCUAUGCACCUGGACUCGGGGCUGCGCUCUCGCAGCCAUGGCAGCGGCCACGGGGCAGCCGCUGGACGGGCCACGAGGCACAGCAUGUACGAGUGCCGCGAAAUGGCCGGCCAGGAAGACUCUGGGAGCCUGUACAGCGACCGCUCCCUGUCCCGCAGCAUCUCCCUUCGGAAGUCCAAGAAGCCUCCGGCGCCCCCGGCUCGCACAGAUUCCCUUAGACGCAAGCCUGGGGGCAAAAAGCCGCUGGGGGGCGUCAACGCCUUCGGCGGUGCCAAGGAGCCGAACGCCGCCAUGCUCAAUGAGACCCUGAUUGCCAGCCUGCAGCAGAGCCUUCAUAACGGGCUGAGGGGAGGGAAGGGAAAGGGGGCGUCGCCGUCUUCGCCGUCUCACAGCCCCAGCAGCGACUACGAGGACCCCUGGAUGCUGCGGCCUCGCAGCCAGAGCAGCAUCAGCGCGGGCAGCUCCGCAGCGUCGCUGGCAGCGAACAUGAGCUGCGGCGCCGUGUCCAACGUGUACUCGUUGUGUCAGGUGACGCCGGCGCACAGCGACACCAGCAGCCUGCGCUCCGACUACGCAGAGUCCUGGGGAUACUACAUGGACUACCCUCGUAACCAUGGAGAUCAGAGGGCGCCGACCCCCCCGGUGCAAACCGCAGACAUGUCCGCCGGCAUCCAUCCCGGAGCCUUGCAGAACGGAGGGGAGAUUCACAGCAGCAGCCAGGGCACCGGGGCACCGGGCCAGGGGCGAGAGGGCUCUGCGAAGCCCAAAGCCUCCAGCUCCUCACCGGACAGGGUGCACAGGCUCACCUCCCCGUCUAGCGGCUACUCAAGUCAGUCCAACACCCCCACAGCUGGAACUCCAGUGCCUGCCUUCAUCAGGUCCAUGUCUCCUUCAGGCAGUCGGCCCAAACCCAAAGUGCCGGAGAGGAAGUCAUCUCUCCUCUCCUCAGUCUCCGUCUCCUCCUCCUCUACGUCCCUUUCCUCCAACACUUCGGACUCACUCAAGAGCUCUGGUCCUGCCCCGCCACCACCUCCACCUCUGCCUUUCUCCUCUUCUCUCAACACCCCUAUAAGUCCACCUCCACCUUUCCCUCCCCCUUUACCACCAGCUUCCACUGCUGCGUCCUCCUCUCCUUCUCCAUCUCGGGGCUCUACUCAGAGCCCCCUCCCGUAUAGCUCCACUUCCCCAGAAUUCCCUCCUCCUCCAUCCCCCGAUAUGCUGGUCCAUCACAGUUCAUCGUUUAACGGUAGCUUCAGUCCUCCGCCUCCUCCAUCUGCCCCCUCCUCAGGGCCCCCUCCUCCACCCCCUCCACCUCCCCUGCCUGAUUUUGCCCCACCUUCCUUUGCCCUAUGUGUUAAAAAGACAGCAAAGGAUGCAGCUAAACCAGCUCUUUCCCUCAGCCCUACAAAGUCACCUAAGCCCCUGAUCACCCCCUUUGCACUGCAAAGUGUUCAGCUCCGCUCUGUCAAGCGGCCGGAGAAGGAAAUGAAUGCCAAUUUGGACCAUAUAAAAGCUCAGGAAACCGGGCUGGACCUCCUCCAGGGUCUAAAGCCUCUGACUCAAAAUUCAUCGGACACCCAAGAGCUUCCCACUGUGAACAGCCCUCUAGAGGAUGAUUUGCAUCAAUCCUCACCAUCUCCUGUGACAAAGCUUUUAGAAGAGCUGUCAUUAGACUGCAGUAUCACAGAUCAAACAGCAGAUUGCGCCACUACAAAAGCCGGGGACCAGAGUUACUAUCUUCUAAAUGGAAAAGAAAAUGAGGAAGGGCAAGCCUUAGCCAGUCCCCCGCAAAGCCGCGAAGGCUCUCCCAUCAAACAGCCCCCAGCAGUCUCCAAGAAACCCAAACUUUUGCUUGUCCCACCAUUUAACCCUCAGCCAAUCAAUGAGCAGGACCCAGCUCAGCAUGAGGAUCAAACCGAUCUGUCCCAAACUGAAGACCAAGUGGAUGCACUGCUCAGACUAAUGGACGAGGACAUUAAAGAGCAACAGGAGGAGAGUUCAGAGCUGUUUACAGAGAUCAGCGAGACAUCAGCUGAAAUCCAGCGCGAGUCCAUAAUUUCUACUUCUGCAGGCCACCAAUCAGGUCAUGACCAAGAACCUUACGUUAAUGGCGAGGCUCACGAACAGGAAGAAGUGGAGGGAGAUGGAACAAGUAGCACCUCUGAGUCCUUCAGCUCCAGGGAGGACGACAUGGGUGAGGUUUUUGAAUCCGUAACGGCCGAAUUGUCUCCAGCCCCGUCUGCUGGCAGGGCAUCCGAGAAGAACAUGGUAACCCCAACUCCUGCACGGACCCGAACCACUGAGGACCUUUUCGCUGCUAUUCACAGCAUGCUCCAGCUAAAAAGGGUCGAGUCGGGGCUCAACACAGCUGUGCGUGUGACCGUGCUGACUGGCGGUACCUUGGGCCUGGCAGCCAUACUACUGCCUCGGUCGAAGCGGAAGGUCUUGGGUCGUAAAGAGUCAGAAGAAGACAAGUCCAAGGUUGAGAGCCAUCCGCAGUCUCCCCCUUCGACCCCCACCGGGACGUCUCCCGGGACCGGCUCCCCGCUGCCCCGGCAGCCGGGCUCCAUCCAGCGAAACCUCCGCAAGUCCUCCACCAGCAGCGACACCUUCAAGGCCCUCCUCCUCAAAAAGGGAAGCCGCUCCGAAACCAGUUUCAGGAUGUCCGCCACCGAGAUGCUUCGCUCCACCGACCCGCGCUUUCAGCGCACGCGCUCCGACUCGGCGCCGGACCCCCCCGCGGCGUCCCCCGGCUCCCCGACGGCCCCGCGCAGCCCCUCCACCCCCCCCGGCCGCUUCAGGAGGGACGCGGACGAGUGGGGCCGCUUCGACGCCCCGCCCCUGUCCUCCCCGACCUCGUCGCCCUACUCCACGGGCGGGACGAAGUACGGGCGCUCCCGCACGCCACCCUCCGCCGCCAGCAGCAAGUACAACGCCCGCUGCCGCAUCCUCAGCAGCCCCAUGACAGUCAUCUGCGAGCGGGAGGGGGAGCAGGCUGAGAGCGAGUACGCAGACGCAGGAGAGAGUCUGCCUGGGCCAGUGGUGCAGACUCUGCAUCUGCUCAAAGACUCCAACGCCACUUUUUCUGAGGAAAGCAGAGGUUAA